Onthophagus taurus is the source of this 4252-nucleotide messenger RNA. RefSeq names its product SAM and SH3 domain-containing protein 1. Gene Ontology annotation, molecular function: protein binding. Lineage: Eukaryota; Metazoa; Arthropoda; Insecta; Coleoptera; Scarabaeidae. The record is from RefSeq and is a predicted model, not a curated record.
GAAGCCGACGGGCUCUUGCUGGGUCCGGAUAGUGCGCGUUUCCGCUUCGGCCGCGAGUCAACGUGUUACAGGACCGGACCAGAUAAUCAAGAUAAUGUCCUGUAACAUCGUCGCCGAGUGGCUACGGUCACUUCACCUAGGACAAUACGCUGAAAGUUUCAUCGACAACGGUUACGACGAUUUAGAAAUUUGCAAACAAGUCGGCGAUCCCGAUUUGGACGCCAUCGGCGUAUUCAAUCCUCAACACCGUGGUCGUCUUCUUCAAUCGGUGAGGACUUUGCGCGAAGAAGGGGCCGCGAGCGUUUAUUUCACGCUCGAAGAGACCGCCGCGGUUCACGAAGAGUGUUUGUGCGCCGAUAAUGUGAGUAGUGCUCGGUCUUCGAGGACGUCUUCCACGAGAUGUUCUGACAAGGACGUAGCCGUUGCCGCUGGAGUCGGUGUCGUUGCGGCUGCUGCUGCUGCGGCCGUUGCGGUCGUUGGACGUACGCCACAACCAUCUCCAGCGGUUUCUUCCGGUGCAGACAGCGGUGGGGGACAAGAAGCGGCUAAAUAUACGGACGAAUACGAGGAAGGCAAAGCGGAACUUGUUAAGAUACCCCGGAUGCAACUAAAGAUGCUCCUCAGGGAGAAGCUGUCACAGGAUGGGAUUCGCCUCACUUGUCAACCCUACUCUACCACGGAUGGCGAACGAGGCUACCUCGAAGGUCUCGCCUCGAGAUAUGCAGAUUUAUUCAGCACGCACUACGGGGAUGUUCUCAGUCACUUAGAGGACCUUCGACGAAGGGAUUGGGCUGAGAUGUCACCGAGGGAUAUUCGAGGGGUUACUGCCACGCCUGGAACACCUCCCACCAACAACUAUAAUCAUCCUACAGCCGGAGUCGCACCAACGAGUUCUUCGCAUAUUGGGUUGACUACUUCGCAAUCUCAACCAAUUUAUGUUCCAGGAAAAUAUUCGCCAUCGAGUUGUUUAAGUGAUAAAGAAGAAGAUGAAAUUUAUGGCUUUGGUUAUGGAGUUUUCGGCGCUCAAAUCGCAAGGCAACAACAAAGACUUUUGGUUCAGCCGACGAGCCAUCAACCGUUGUUGAUGCAGCAACAACAAAAUUAUCAAACGUGUUUAAGUCCAAGAUCGGCAUAUUUCUAUGAAUUUCCACCAAACGACCAGAACUACACCAAUACAAACAAGAAAAAGACUACGUUUUCAAGAUUCCUACGGGGAUUGAAGACGUCCCAUCGCAAGGAGAAACAUGGCACGAGUAGUCCAAGGCACGGUAGGGCAGCCACCAGGGGCGUACCCCAAAGGGUUGAUACGCCCGAUAGUGUACUGCAAAGCGGUUUAGGUCUAAACGAUUUCGGCCAACACGCCGUGUUAAGAUCAAUGGUGGAUCCUAGAGACUACGACAGGUUGCGACACCUGCAAAUGAAUGGAGCGACGGCGAACACGUUCGAAGAGACAAUCUACAAGGUAUUUGAACGUCUCAAACUGCAGGACGCUCUGCGACAGAGAGAGAAAUUCACGAAGGAACACGAAGAGAUCCUCAGGGAUAUUAAACAGGGUCUUCUGCAGUUGGGCAAAGAAGGAGUUAGAGGUCCACUUUCUGGAGAUGAUACAUAUAUGUAUGAUGAAGACGCGAGGAUGUUAGCUCCAGGAUCGCAUGAUAGAGGUCAUUGGUAUGAUGAGCCACCUUAUGAAAGUGACCCAGAAGAUUUUCUUAUGGGAAGUAGCCCAGGACCAACGGCAACUAUUCAAAACGGGCGGGUUUGUUUCACUUUGAAUUUGCGCCAAGAACCUAGAGGAGAAGGAGUAAUAUCUUUGAGGAGUGCUGGUGAUAUUUCCUUACCAAGAGACGUCCCCACCGUGCCAAUAGCGAGAGGAACACCGCGAAGAGGGCUUAUUUUACCUCAAGCUGGAUUUCCACCAACAAUCAUUCCUUUAAGGUCUUCCAGGGAUAGGGAAAGUGGGGAUUACGCAACUUCUGAUGUGCAAAGUGUUAGUUCGAGGUUAUCCACUUUAUCAGUUGAUACAAGCAGAUCAGAACAACAAGAAACAUCUCAGAUGGUCUCUCCGCAGUAUUAUAGCCAAUUGGAGGGGAAGAUGAGAUAUUUUAGAAAAACCGGGGGAUAUACAAGAAGUGAAGAUGGAUUAUCGCCGAGUCAAAGCUCCGAUUACGAGGAUCAAGAUGAAUUUAAUAAUUGUAGUCAACAAAUUGCAACGGUUCAUAUGUCUGGUGAUGGAAGAUCUGCGGGUGUUUCAACACUAGCAGGAAAAGUUCGUGGGCUUCGAGAAGACGUCCAAAGAAAAAUUUCGAGAUUAAAAAGCGAAAAUGCUGAGCAACGUUCAGAUCAAGCUUUUCCAUGUUCGGCAAGUUCCGUUGAAAGUCUUCCAAGUGGAUCUGGUUCAAGUACUCAAGCUUUGGUGAGAGCUGGAAGUAAUCAUAGCUCAAUAUCCGCAGAAGAAACCGAUCCAAGCCCCACGGAACUUCAAAUAAUUGGUAGGGCUCGGGCCCUCGUCGAUUACACGCCAAGUCCGUACGAUAAAGAAGCCCUAAAAUUCAAGAAAGGCGAUUUGAUAGAUAUAGUGUCGAUGAACGCGAGCGGACAAUGGAAGGGCGUUUGUCAUGGCAAAAAGGGCACCUUAAAGUUCAUCAAUGUCGAGCUACUCUCCGAUCGGACCAAACCAAGAAAAGACAACGUUAAAUGGCAUCUUAAUAUCAAAAGUAAACCGGCUUCGGUUGAAGAUCUUCUUCAAAAAAUUAAUUUACAAGAACACAUCUCCGUAUUUGUACUUAAUGGGUAUGAAGAUUUGGAACUUUUUAAGGAAAUCGAACCUUCCGAUUUAGAUUAUCUUGGGAUUGUUAAUACUGAACAUAGGGUUAAAAUUCUCACUGCUGUUCAAUUACUACACGAUUUAGAUUCUGGUAGUGAAGGUGAUAUCGCUGGUUCAAGCAGUGAAGGAGACGAACAUAAUCGUAUUUUAAUGUUAGAAUCUGGAGGUCAUUAUUCCCCAUUCGGUAGAAGACAAUUCCCCAGGGAUUCUGGUUGUUAUGACGGUUCCUUAAAAGGAGUUCAACACGUCUCCCCGCAAGGAGAAUCCGACGAAAAUAACACAACAACUCCCUUUUGCGAUGCGACAAACAAUUUAGACGCGGUUGUCGAGCAAUGCAAUAACGAGAUUAUGGCUCGAGUGCGACAAGCCCAAAAGAAUGUUCUCAAUUUGAAAGAGGAAUUUCACCCAAACAUCCCAGUUACAACAAACGAAAAACCAUCACAAAAGAAAACUAAAGACUCGUAUGUGAGCGUUCAUGGACAAACGACGCUCACAGAUCCGUGUAGAAGGAAUGUAAUUACAAGGGUUAGCGUGCGAAAAAAUCUCGAAGAGGAAACGGAUAAAUUAACAAGUGUCAAGUAUGUAGUUGGAUCAGGAUUGGAAGAUUCAAGCUCGGCGAUUAUUUUAGGGAGAGGUGGAUGUUUUAGUGAGAAAUCAAGCGAUUCUGGAGUGAGUAGUAGCUCAUUGUCUUCUGCUAAUGUUAAGGAACAACGAACAACAUCGCAAACGGUGGGCGAAACUUGUGCCAAAACAACGUCUGCAACUGCCAAUUAAAAACCAACUAAAAUUUAAUAAAAUGAAAUAAAUUUAAUAAAAUCAACUAAAACCAACUAAAACUAAUUAAAUAAGAAAGAUGCACCUAAUCCGUUUACGAUAAUAAUAGUUUUUAAGUAAUUAAAUAAUAAUAAAACUAAGCAAUACGACUUCGAAAUAUUGUUAAACGUGAUAACCUGUGUAAUAUACUUGUAAAAUUUUUGUUAAAACAAUUUCUUCGGAUAACGUUUGAAGGAAUAAUUCGAGAAGUGAGAUAAAAUACAUAAAAUGAUAGACGAAAAGAGAAAGAAAUGUUUUUAAAACAUGGGGUCGGUUAACGAUUUUCUAUAUCUCUGUUGUAGCUAUUGGAUGGUUUGUAAAUAGUAGGGGAGAUCCAAGGAGAAGCGAUUUUUUGUAUAUUCUGUAAAUACGUAUUUAUUUCUACAGGCAACUAGUCUCAGUUAGCUCUAAUUUGUACAUAAGAAAAGAAAACGGCUUAUAUCGACUUUAGGGUACGAUAGAAUUUUUUUAUUAUUGACUGGAAAUCAAUGUGUACUAAAAACUUCUUGCUAUAGGCAUAUCACCUAUUUUACAUGUUACAUGUAACUGGAAAUGUGUCAUACAUGUCAGUCAAUAAAUUUAGGAUGAUUUAUUAAAUAAAAUAAAUCAAAUUUG